AUGAAUGGUCAUAUUUACGUUGAUGCAUUUUCGUUGCUACUAAACUACCAUUUGUGGUAUGUUUUGACAUCCGUUCGUGUUGAUUUCAUUUGGAGGGAUUCAAGAGCAAACAAACUUUUCAUGGUUCUCAUUGAUCAAAAUAGAGAGAAAUUGUUAGCAGUUGUUCCACAACAAAUGAUGCGCUUUAUUUAUGAAGGGAAUCUAUUGGGUGGUGUGUUUUCUUUAAAUCAUUUCCAAAUCGAACCAACCUAUGCUGAGUAUCCGAGAUAUCAAGAAUACAGUUUAUUACGUGGUGAUUUGAUGAUUAAGAUCAGCAACAACACGCGGUUUAAUCGUUUGGCCGAUGCUAUCAUAUCAUGGUUUCCGUGUUCAAUGGGGACUGUAGAUAAGGGAAACGAAAACUGUGAUGAUUCCCAAAACCCGAUAGAUAUAGAAAAAGAAAAUCGAAAAAGAUACAAUAGAAACUAUUAUGCACGAAAAAAGGAGAAAAACAAAAAGAGAAGAAUAGCUAACGGUGAAGGAUGUAGUCAACCUACAACACUCACAAGUUGCACUAUAAUGGAGACAAACGAAACAAAUAUCAACGAAGAUUCCUCUGUGAGUGUUAUAAGUGCUGCUCAGAGGACGAGUACUUAUAAUAAAGAAUAUUAUCAACGAAGAAAGGAACGAACUAUGAUGACAAAAAGAAGAGUAUACGCCUUUCAGGACGAUCCGUAUGAUUUUGUUUAUGAAAAUAUCCGUAUGGAACAUCGUAUAUUAAAGGCUCAAAACCCUUGUGUUUAUUGUGGAGCAAAGCGACUACAAUAUGAAUUCCCUACCUUUUGUUGCAUGAGUGGGAAGACAAAACUGGCACACUCCCCUAUUCCCACAGAGUUGCACCAACUCUUCACAAGGCAAGAGCAGCUAGAAGAAAGCUUCAGGGAUGGUAAAUCGAGGUAUUUACAGUUGUAUUUUUAUGACGGUGAAGCUGAAAUAUCACAAAGAUCCUCCUGGAAGAAUGUUGAUAGAAGAAUCAUCCAAAAACUAACACGUAUUCUAGCUUCGAAUCCGUACGUUAGAACAUUUAAACAACUUUCUGAUCUAGGACCGCUUGAUAAUUAUAGAGUGACUUUGAAUGCAUCGGUGGAGCUUGACCAAAGGGUGUACAAUAAGCCUACCACAUCUGAGGUGUGA
Molecule: messenger RNA, 1173 nt
Organism: Lactuca saligna
Lineage: Eukaryota; Viridiplantae; Streptophyta; Magnoliopsida; Asterales; Asteraceae
Source: the annotation of a GenBank genome assembly